GUGAAGAGCAAAACUUGCCUUCUUAGACGUCGAGGAUCCUGUCGAAAGGCUGGAGGUAAGGCAAUUAUUGGAGCUGUCCCACUUAACUGGGGCCCUGAUCGUCCGUUUCUACCAUUGCCUUCAAAAGGGGAAGGCCCGCCCUGCUCUCUCAACAUCCGCAUUGCAACUUCAGGAGGAGCAGGGACAAAAGGCCCUAAUGGACUGCGAUCAUAG
Messenger RNA from Ilex paraguariensis (yerba mate), 213 nucleotides. Lineage: Eukaryota; Viridiplantae; Streptophyta; Magnoliopsida; Aquifoliales; Aquifoliaceae. The record is from the annotation of a GenBank genome assembly.